This is a messenger RNA of Cylicostephanus goldi, 447 nucleotides long. NCBI's taxonomy places the organism in Eukaryota, Metazoa, Nematoda, Chromadorea, Rhabditida, Strongylidae. The record is from the annotation of a GenBank genome assembly.
AUGACGAAAUCGGCCUUCGACACCAUAAGCCUUCGAACCAACUCCGACACUGACUCAGCGGCGCAAAACCGGGCGGGAGCUGCUGCGGAAGCUCCAGAAGGAGGACUAGGACAAGGGGAAGGAGGGGAUCCUCCCCCAGCAGGUCCUGAAACUCCGAUACAGUCAGGAGAGCCGGAGAACGCUCAGCCGAAAGAGUCAGCCGAACCAAAACCGCCGUCUGCAGAAAAUGCAUCGAAAGGAUCAGGAUCGCAGGAUGUAGGAUCUGUCGAAGCGGGCCAAAAAACCCCUGAAUCCGGGGACCGAAAAUCAUUGGUUGGAACAGCUGAAGGGGAACGAAAGACCGCCGAGCCUGCCGACCGCGGUUCGCGUGGGGGCUCCGCCGAUCAGCCUGAGCCUACGCCAGAAGAGGUUAGUUUGUCUUCGUUUCAGACGACCGCUUUGAGGUAG